AUGAGCUCCACUGACGAAAAUACUGGUGUUGUAAGUUAAUUUUUUUCUACAGAAUUUUUUUCCGGUUUUUCAACGAAAUUUCUUAUCAAUUUUAUCAUUCAACCUUUAAAAAUCAGGCAAUUUUUAAAGGUUUUUGAUAUCAUUGAACAUUUUUUUGUGGGAAAUGUAUAUAAAUAGCGAUUUUGAUCAGUUUCUAGGCUUCUAGACGACUUGAAACUUUCUGGUGACCUAGUUUAGGUUUGCUAGUCCACCAUUUUGGAUUUCUAGGCCGUCCAAACCUUUAUUUAGUUUCCUAGGCCAUAUUUCAAUCGAUUUUUGUCCAAUUACCCCUCAAAAAUCCGAUUUUCCACUUAAUAAACCAGUUUUCCCCGCCCAAAAUUUCAGCGUUCAUCAUAACAACAACAUUUUUCAAUUGUUUUUGUGGCAAAAAAGUUUUUUUUUGUCAAAAAAAACAUCUUUUUAGUAUUGUGUUGAAAAAAAAGCUAUACUUUGUUCUUCUAUUUUUUUGCACAGUUGUUUUCUUCCCGCUUUUUCUCUCUAAAUCUCUCCCGAAUUUAUCUAUUUCGCAUCCCCCAUCACCACCAAAAAAAACGAAAAUAUUUACUUGUUUUCGUCCGAUUUUCGUAGGCUAUACUACAUAAAAACAAUGCACGUGGCCUAGAAAAUCCAAUGAAUAAUGAAUUUUCUAGGCCACGUUGUAGUCUUCUCGUGGCACCGCCCAUUUUUUAAUUGCCAAAAAUUAUCAUUUUUAUUGUUUUUUUUUUUGGUAAACAAACCGGUUUUUGGUUGCAGAUUGGCUCAAUUUAUCGAUUUUUCUCAACUACACCACAAAUUAUGGCGCCAAAAAAAGUGACGAUUAUUGGAUCGGGAAAUUGGUGAGAUUUUGGGGUUUUGACUGGAAAUACUCCAAAUUUUUAGAAUUUUCAUGUGGGAAUCUUGAAAAUUGCUGAAAUUUUGUCUUUUUGGUGAAAAAUCUGGAAAAAAUCUGAAAUUUAACGUUAAAUUUGGGAUUUCCGAUGAAAUUAUCUGAAAUUCAUAAUCAAAAGGCUGCAAACAAACUAAACUUCUGAAAAUUUCGGAUUUCCAGCUGAAAAACAAGAUUUUUGAGUAUUUUUUGACAUGGAAAUGAGAUUUUUCAUGAGAAUUUCAAUUUUUUGCUGAGAAUUUGAGAAGUAUUAGAUUUUUUCACUCUGAAAAACCUAUUUUUCACAAAAAUCCCCCAAAUUCCCAUUUAUUCCAGGGGUUCCGCGAUCGCUCGAAUCGUCGGAAACACCACCAAAGCCUAUCCACAAGAAUUCGAUCCCGAAGUUCGAAUGUGGGUUUUCGAAGAAGUUGUGAAUGGCGAAAAAUUGUCGGAAGUCAUCAAUACGAGACACGAGAAUGUCAAAUAUUUGCCGGGGAAAAUUUUGCCGACUAAUGUGGUAGGGAUUUUGGGAUUACUGAAGGAUUUCCGGUCAUUUUGAGACCCCACAUGAGUAUGCUCCUUUAAAAUUCGGAUUUUCUGGGUCUCGACACAAUCCAGAUCAAAUUUAAAGGAACAUAGCCAUGUGUGGUCUUAAAACGACCAGAAUUCCACCUGGAACACAGCGCUACUGGAUUUUUCAUGAAAUUCUGAGAAUUUUAACACCAAACACUACUAUGUUCAAUUAAAAUCCAAUUCUUCGCUGCGAGACCUAAAAAUUUCAUUUUUAAAGGAACAUGUGCUUGUGAGAUCUCUAAAUGCUCAGAAUUUUAUGAGUAAUGGAUUCCACGUGGAAUUUUCGAUAAUUAGGAUACCCCGCAACCCUAUGCGCCUUUAAAAUCCAAUUGUUCCAGGUCGCAGUCACAGAUUUGGUCGAAUCCUGCGUCGGAUCACAUCUUCUCGUCUUCGUCGUCCCACAUCAGUUUGUUAAAGGUACAUCCCUUUCUCCUCCUACAGUACCCCCUCUUUUCGUUUCAGGAAUCUGCGAGAAAUUGGUUGGCAAAAUUCCAACUGAUGCCCAAGCUAUCUCCCUUAUUAAGGUAAGUGCAAUUUUUGGCGCGAAAAAUUUUACGCAUUUUUUGUAGUGAUUGUGCCUAGUUUAGGGUAUUUCAUUCGACGUCACACAGUUAGAAGAAGAGGUAUUUUCAGAGAAAAUAACAAGAAUUCUAAUAAAAACUACAGUAACCCGAUCGUUUUGAGACCAAACAUGAAUGUGUUCCUUUAAAUUCGGGUCCCACCACGAUUAAAAGGAACAUAGUCUUAUUUACUUUCAAAAAAAACGCCAAUUUUUCCGGGAAAAAAAUAAUUUGCAUGAAAAAUCACUCACAGCAUCCGGAAAAUAACCAAAUUCUCUCAAAAUUUCCCGCCAAAAACCACAAUUUUCCAGGGAGUCUCCACCGAGAAAAAGGGAGGACUCAAGCUCAUCUCCGAAGAGAUCAAAGAGAUUCUCAAAAUCGAAGUCAGCGUUUUGAUGGGAGCGAAUUUGGCGCCAGAAGUCGCCAAUGACAAUUUCUGCGAGGCCACAAUUGGUAGGUUCAUGGGAAAUUUGCAGAAUUUUGAAUAUGCUCCUUUAAAUGGGUCUCGCCAGGAAAAUUGUGAUUUUAAAGGGACAUGGGCUUGUGCGGUGUCAAAAUGGCCGGGACAAUGUGGGAAAUUCAAAUUCCUGGUUGGAUUUGGGUUAUUUUGAUACCAAACUUAAAUAUGCUCCUUUAAAUGGGUCUCGCCGCGAAAAUUGUGUUUUUAAAGGAACAUAGGCUUGUGCGGUGUCAAAAUUACCAGGAUUUCCUGGGGAUUGCAUUCUACGUGGAAUUCUGAUGUUUUUGAUACCAAUAAAGCUCAUGUUUCUUUAAGUUUGGAUUUUUCGUGGUGAGAAACAAUUCUAAAGGAACAUGGAUUAUUUGGUAUCAAAAAAUUCGAUUUUGCUCGAAAAUACCCAAAUUUGUGCUCAAUUUUUCCAAUUUCAGGAUGCAAACGAAAAGCCACCGACGGUCCUCUUCUCAAAAAACUCUUCCACACUGAAAAUUUCCGCAUCAACGUUGUCGAAGAUGCGCAUACUGUAGAACUCUGCGGAGCCCUCAAAAAUGUCGUUGCUUGCGCCGCUGGAUUCACGGAUGGAUUGGGAUAUGGUGAUAAUACAAAAGCGGCGGUUAUUCGAUUGGGUUUGAUGGAAACUACUAAGGUACGGUGGAUUUUUUGAGUCUUUAGGGGAAUUUUGGGGGAUUCCACGUGGAAUUUGGAGCAUUUUGAGUAUAAAUAUGACCAGGUUACUGUAGAGAGGGAAAUUUGGAUGAUUUUAAUACCCCACAUGCAUAUAUUCUACAGUAACCUGUAUUUUUGACGGGAAAUUUGAAUUUCAAAUUUUUGCCCUACUUUUUUCCCAAUCCACCUAAUAUUUUAUAUGAAAAUACUCCAAAUUUCACGAAUUUUUCGAAAUUUUCAAAGGAACAUACAGUAACCCAUCUAUUUUUGCAGUUUGUCGAACAUUAUUAUCCCGGAUCAAAUCUUCAAACAUUCUUCGAAUCUUGCGGAAUUGCCGAUUUGAUUACAACUUGUUACGGUGGAAGAAAUCGAAAGGUAAACACUGAACAUCAAGGAAUCUCAAAGGAAAAUCGAGAAAAUCAAGAUUUUCGGGUAAAUUGGUACCCCUCUGUAUUUUUAAACAAAUUUUGUCUGAAAAUUGGGAGAUUUUGGGCAGGAAAUGGGCAAUUUUAGACCAAAAAUUUCAAAUUUCCCACCAAAAAAUCGCAAAUUUUUUGCAGGUUUGUGAAGCUUUCGUAAAAACCGGAAAACCAUUGGCCGAAGUCGAAAAAGAGCUUUUAAAUGGACAAUCUGCGCAAGGACCAUUAACUGCGGAAGAAGUGUUUUUGAUGAUGCAAAAAACUGGAUUGGAAACUAAGUAAGUCUUUUUUGGGUCUUGACACGGAAAACAUUGAAAACGUCGUGAAAUUUGGAGCAUUUUGAGUGGAAAUUUGGGUAUUUUUGAGCUUGGAUUACUGUAGGUUUUUUGGCGCGAAAAUCAUGAGAAUUUCAAAUUUUAAAAAUCUACAGUAACCCAAAUUUGUUAAUUAUUAAUUUGGAAAAUCCACGUGGAAUUUUCGCGCUAAAAAUUCAAAUUUCAAAAAAAAAUUGGAAAAUUCAAUUUUUUAAAUUUUUGAAUUUCUUUUUUUUUUUUUGAAAAUCAGUUAAGUCUACAGUAACCCUUGAAAAAUCCACGUGGAUUUUUAUUCUUCAAAAUGUGUUUUUUUUUGCGCGUAAAUCCAAUAUUUUAAAAACUUCCCAAUUUCUUGAAGAAACUCAAAAACCCACCGAAUUUCCACUCAAAAUGCUCCAAAAAUUGCCACGUUGCAGAAUUUCCCCAACCAUUGCUCAUAUUAAUGCAUCGUCCAAAGUGAAAAAAAAAUGCGAAAAAUCAAAAAAAAAAACGUCCAAACUGACGCAUUUUUUUUCGCAGAAAUCGCAUUUUUUCGAGCACUUUUUUCGCGUUUUCUUGUGUUUUUCGAGUCAAAAUGGACAGAAAUUGAAAGAAUUUGUCUGAAAUGGUGUUUUUAUUGAUACUGGAGAAAAAAUCAAUGAUGAAACAAGAAAAAAAACGAUUUUGAAAAUUUCAAAUUUUUUCGACUUUUUCGACAUUUUUUCGACAAACUAAUUUUUCAUGUUUCACCGUUGAUUUUUCCUCCAGUAUCAGUAAAAACUCCAUUUCAGACAAAUUCUUUUAAUUUCUGUCCAUUUUGGCUCGGAAAACACCAGAAAACGCGAAAAAAGUGCUCGAAAAAAUGCGAUUUCUGCGAAAAAAAAUGCGUCAGUUUGGACGUUUUUUUUGAUUUUUCGCAUUUUUUUUUCACUUUGGACGAUGCAUAAAUCAAUUUCAUUUUGCAGAUUCCCCCUCUUCACCGCUGUUCAUCGAAUUUGCAAAGGUGAAAUGAAACCGGCUGAAUUGGUCGAUUGUCUUCGUAAUCAUCCAGAACAUUUGUAG
Caenorhabditis angaria is the source of this 4934-nucleotide messenger RNA. The record is from the annotation of a GenBank genome assembly. Lineage: Eukaryota; Metazoa; Nematoda; Chromadorea; Rhabditida; Rhabditidae.